AUGACGACCUUACUUCUCCCACUCGUCUUCGUCGUGCUUGCCACGAGUAUUCAGCACACCAAUCCACAGUUUGAAGGCCCCUUCUCAUCUGGGCCAGGUAUCCUAUCCGGGGGGGUUUCAGAUAACGAAAGGUUCACUAUCAACACCGACUACUAUUCCAAAUUCCCGGCCACAGGCGUCGUGAGAGAAUACUGGCUUGAUAUCACCAAUGUCACAGCAGCCCCUGAUGGCGUCGAUAGGCCGAUGAUGCUUAUCAAUGGACAGUAUCCAGGCCCCACAAUCGAGGCAGACUGGGGAGACACUGUCAAGGUUCAUGUACGGAACAGUCUGGAAAACAAUGGCACCAGCAUCCAUUUUCAUGGCGUCCGACAGUUUCUGAAUAACCAAAUGGACGGCACUGUCUCGGUUACCCAGUGCCCAAUUGCCCCGGGGACGAGUUAUACCUAUACCUGGAAGGCCGAGCAGUAUGGAACAAGCUUCUAUCAUUCCCACUUUUCUCUUCAAUCAUGGGAGGGAGUGUUUGGCGGCAUUGUAAUUCAUGGCCCUGCAACAGCUGAGUACAACGAAGACCUUGGUGUGCUAUUUCUCAAUGACUGGCCGCAUCGCACCUUUAAUGAAAUGUAUAUGGGCCAGAUCAGAAACCCUGCUACACCAGUGAUAGAUACUGGUCUUAUUAAUAUGACCAACGUUUGGGUCAAUAGUGGUGGUGAUACAGUUGGCCAAAGGUUCAAGACAGAGGUCGUCCCCGGGCAGAAGUAUAGGAUUCGCCUUGUGAACGCCGCUAUGCACGCUCAUUUCCAAUUCUCAAUAGACGACCACAACCUAACGGUUAUAGCCAAUGAUUUUGUGCCAAUCGUCCCAUUCACUACCAAUAACAUUCCGAUCGCAAUGGGUCAGCGCUACGAUAUUAUCGUCCAAGCAGACCAACCCGUGGAUAACUACUGGAUCAGGUCCGUUCCUCAGUCAGCUUGUUCUAAUAUCCCGACCGGUGACAACAUCAAAGGCAUUCUUCAUUAUAUGGGGGCAGAAGAUGACCGAGAGCCAACGACUGGUAAAUGGGAUUAUGGAGACGACACUCAAUGUCUAGACAGGCCAACGUCAGACCUUGUUCCCUGGGUCGCCCUGAAUGCUAUGAUCUCCAAUGCAACCAACAUUAACGAUGCAGUCGCUCCCACUGCCGCCGGAAGCCCUGGAAUAUUUCUAUGGACGAUUGGCGGCCGGGCCUUCAACGUUUCUUGGAAAGACCCUACCCUCCAACAUUCCCCCACCACCGGCUUAAACAGCACGAUCCCUGACCCGGGAGCUAUUGAACUCCCCCAAGCAAACCAAUGGGUUAUGUUCAUCAUAACCACUAACCAGGGAGUCCCACAUCCGAUCCAUCUUCAUGGCCACGACUUCUAUAUUCUCGCCCAAGGUGUCGGGCCAUUCUCCAAAAGCAUCCCCUUGCAGACCCAUAACCCUCCAAGACGGGAUGUCGCCUUACUGCCGGCCCAGAGUAACGGAGGGUAUUUGGUGAUAGCGUUUCCGACCGAUAAUCCGGGGGCGUGGCUUCUACACUGCCAUAUGGGCUUUCACUCAUCUGCAGGCUUUGUGCAGCAGAUUGUUGAGCGGCAAACUGAAUUCUGGAAAUUCCUGAAUCCAGAGCUCCUGAGAGGAACCUGCGAGGCAUGGGAUGAUUUUGCCGCCGUCAAUCCUUACGGAGUGCAGUAUAGAGGGACUAAUGGGCCGUACGAGUCUGGGAUGUGA
This is a messenger RNA of Aspergillus caelatus, 1746 nucleotides long. RefSeq names its product Cupredoxin. Bases 1 to 1746 code for a protein of 581 amino acids. The transcript is spliced from 2 exons. NCBI's taxonomy places the organism in Eukaryota, Fungi, Ascomycota, Eurotiomycetes, Eurotiales, Aspergillaceae. The record is from RefSeq and is a predicted model, not a curated record. Gene Ontology annotation, molecular function: copper ion binding; oxidoreductase activity.